Cucurbitaria berberidis CBS 394.84 is the source of this 942-nucleotide messenger RNA. RefSeq lists its product as uncharacterized. The record is from RefSeq and is a predicted model, not a curated record. The transcript is spliced from 2 exons. NCBI's taxonomy places the organism in Eukaryota, Fungi, Ascomycota, Dothideomycetes, Pleosporales, Cucurbitariaceae. The coding region runs from base 1 to 942 and encodes 313 amino acids. Gene Ontology annotation, biological process: secondary metabolic process.
AUGGUUUCCCUAUCCGACGUCCGUGCUCACAACGCUACUCUCAGAUCCCUCCCAGCUGGCCUCGUUGCGGUCUUCGUAGGUGGCACAAGCGGCAUAGGGCUCUUCACAGCACGAGAGUUUGUCCGAAACACCACAUCACCACACGUCUAUCUCAUCGGGAGGAAUGCAACUGAAGCCAGCAAAAUCAUCCAAGAGCUUCGCACCAUCAAUACCUCAUCACAAGUCUCAUUCAUCCAAAAGGACGUCUCACUACUAAAAAACGUCGAUGAGGCCUGCCAGGAAAUCAAAAGCAAGGAGAAGCAAGUCAACCUCUUGUUCAUGACAUGCGGCUACCUCACCUUUCAGGGCAGAGACGAAACGGCAGAAGGCCUGGACCGGAAAUUUGCACUACAUUACCGCGUAGUCGCUGUCCUAGACCCACAGAUCGGCCUCCGCUUUACCCCCAAUUUCUCCGAUCUCGCCCUCCAAUCCUCCUUUUCGCUCAAGAACUGCGGGAUUCACGCGAGCGCUAUGACGAGCCUUGCUGUCUACCACUUGGCAAAAGAGUAUCCGACGACUACAUUCAUUCAUGCAUACCCUUCUGGUGUGGAAACAGGCGUAUUCAGGGAGUUGUUCGGCAGAUUCGAGCGCGUAGCCAAGUCUCUGCUGCUUACGGUAGCGUCGUGGAUGAUUGUCCCGCAAGGAGAGAGCGGCGAGAGACAUUUGUUCGCUGCUACUGCCCCGAGAUAUGCGCCCCAGGCGAUUGGUGGGAAUGUCGAGGGGGCGGCGGUAGGAAGUGAUGGCGUCAAGGGGAGUGGAAGUUAUCUGCUGAACUGGAAUGGGGAUAUCUUGGCGGAUAGGCCAAAGGCGAAGAGCAUGCGUGAGUCAGGCAAGGAGAAAGUGGUCUGGGAACAUACGGAGGAAGUGUUCAAGAAGAUUUGCGACGAGGGUGGGAAGUAUUGA